Messenger RNA from Eupeodes corollae, 3058 nucleotides. RefSeq names its product C-mannosyltransferase dpy-19 homolog. Gene Ontology annotation, cellular component: nuclear inner membrane. The coding region runs from base 167 to 2695 and encodes 842 amino acids. The transcript is spliced from 9 exons. Lineage: Eukaryota; Metazoa; Arthropoda; Insecta; Diptera; Syrphidae. Gene Ontology annotation, molecular function: mannosyltransferase activity. The record is from RefSeq and is a predicted model, not a curated record.
CACUGAGCUAGCUAAACUAAACUCCUUAUUUUUCUUAUUACACAAAAAGUCGGCUUUUAUGUUUUUUGUAUUUAAAAAAUAAAUUUAAACUUUCCAUAUUAAAUAAUUAAAAAAUAAUAUAACUUAUGAUGCAAAGUGUAUAGAAAUUAAAUAAAAUAAGCUGAACAUGAAGCAGAAACACUAUUUACUACUUAUUCUAUCGCAUGCUUUUAUUGCUGUUGGCUGUUUUUUCCUGUAUGUUUACCAUGUAAGGUCAAUAUUCGAAACUCGCCAUAAUUUUGCGCAUAUAUCGACUUUGGAACGAGAAGCCCUACUAAGAAAGGAAGAUGCUCUUUAUUAUUCGUUUUAUAAGACCAUCAUUCAAGAGGCAGACUUCUAUCAAGGCUAUCUUAAGCUGUUAAAUGUCACAACUAUUGAAUAUCCUCACAGUGUAAAUGUUGUUCAUCGUUUUCAUGUAUUUCCUGAGAUUGCAAUUGGAUAUUUGUAUCACAAAUUUAGAUCUGUAAGCAAGAGUUUCGGAGAUUCUGAUGUUUCUUGUUGGAGUGAUGAUAGUAACCUAUUAUCAGAUCAAGUCAUUAAUUGCGAUGGCUUCGGUGAGCCUUUUCACUUUUACUUAGAGUUCGUGUGGAUGUUUGGAGGCUUUACAGUCUUUUUGAUUUACAUGUAUGCUUCAUUCUUGAGUGAAAAUUUAUUAGGAGGUGUCUACGCUGUUGCAUCUUAUGUUAUAUUUCAUAAAAAUGUUUCCAAAAUUUAUGAUCGUCCUGUAGCAAGAGAAAAUUUCGCAUUUCCUUUGAUUUUUUGGCAAAUGUUCUAUCUAUGCAUUUGCAUAGACAAAGCUUCAAAGAGCAAAAAAACAGAUCAGCAUUAUUUCAAUCCAAUUAUGAUAAUAAAACUUACUGCUUUAACAACUGCCUCAUUGCUCUGUUGGCAAUUUUCAUCUGUGGUGUAUGCAACUCAAGUACUAAUUAUGAUUACGCCAUGGAGUCUCGGUCUAGUAUCGAGUCGAUUUUCAAUUGACUACACAAUAACUCAAUUUCUUUCCAAUAUUUUAGCCUAUUAUCUGACCUAUGAAAACAAAAAGUAUUUCUUUGCUUGGCAAAAUGGUCCAGCAUUUGCACUUUUUUUCAUAAGUCUCGUUCGAAUAUACAAAUCACAGUCAAGGUCGGAUAAUUUUUUAAAAAGCAUCACACUCGGUAUACUGCUUGCUAUAAGCUCACAAGGAACGAUUAUAGACUUGUUGGAAAAAUCUGGCUAUGCCAGUUCGACAGAUAAUCCGUUUUCGGUGUAUCGUGACUUGGUAUUGCAGUGGACACUUCAAAGGAAAACUAACUUCACAACAUGUCUUCUUGCAUGCAAUUCCGACUAUGCUGAGGUAGAUAUAUACGAUGUGUGGGAGGUGAUCAAAAUUCUAUUCGCUAAACCGUAUUGCUUGUAUGGAGUUGUAUUGUUGGCUAAGUUCCUUAGAAAAUGGCGAAUUCAAGCUCCAAAAUCUGAAGACACGAAUUAUGUUGAAAGAGCCAAAAAAUACGUACUAGAAGACUUUCUAGAAGAGAAUCACAUUUCAAUGAAAGAAAUGUCAAAUCAAAAGACCGAAAAAGCCCUUAACGAAUGUCUCACCUUAUUGGAGAAGUGUGAUUAUGAUUUUGAAAAAUACAAAGAAGAACGAAACAAAUUGAAAAAAGACGUCGGAAAGGAACAUGAAUCGUUCCUCAAUGAGAUUAAAUUUCUUAAGAAACAAAUUAAAGAAACCAAUAAAGACCGAAAACAAUCUGAAUGUGGUCUAGACUUAGAUGGUGAAAAUAAAGUCAAAGAUGAACCAUCAUCAAUUCCCAAAACUCAUCAAACUAAUGAAAAUGAUGAUUUGAAAAAUGUUGACGAGAAUCCAUUAAAUAAAUUACCAUCAACAGCAGAAAGUGAACCAAAAAAACCCCGACCGAAGUUAGAGUCGAAAACAAAUCCAAAGUUUAGCUAUCAUUAUUUGUAUAGCUUGGCACAAUUUGCUGUAUUUGUAUUCAUUGGAUUCAGUAUAAAGAAAUUGUUCUUUUUAUGUUAUACUCAAGGUUGUGUAUUAGCGCCAACGCUUUACUCGAAAUUAAGAAGUCACAAACAUAGUAACUUAUUUUUAUCGAUAUCGCUUGCUGUUUUCCUAACAAGCAUUGUUGAUCCAGGGGUUGUGAAUGUUUAUGAAGAGUAUUUGCCGUCCAAAACUCAUAGUGAUGAACUCGAAAACAUGUUAGAAUGGAUUAAUUUAAAUACAGAAAAAAAUGCAGUUUUUGGUGGUCCGGUUGAUAUAAUUGGAACCGUUCAUUUGACAACAAAAAGGCCGAUAGUUAAUCAUGCACAUUUGGAUAUGCAUCAAAUAAGUGAAAGAACCGAAAGCAUUUAUUCGGUGUUCAGUCGCCAGCAAUCAUCCGAAAUUUACAACCAGUGUUCGCAGCUAAAGAUCCAGUAUUUAAUACUAUCUUUUAGUGAUUGUUCCAAUGCAGCUAAUGACGAAUGUGAUAUUCUAACAAUCUGGGAUGAAAUGCAACCAGCAUACAGAAAGUAUCCACAAUUCUGCUCUGAAUUAGCCAGCAAAAAUGUGCCCAGCUUCUUGAAAGUAUUUUCAAAUAAAUACUAUGGAAUAAUAAAAAUGUUCUCGCAAAGUGUUCAACUUAAUUUGAAACAAAACAAAAUGCCUGAAAAAUAUAUGUAAUCUUAUGAGACCUAGCAAAAAAAAAACAAAAAAACAAAAGUUAAAAGAUAAAGCACUUAUCAGACAUAUUUCCUACUAGAAAUAUUAUAUUUUAAAUAUUAUUAAGUAUUCAUAAAAGACUUGAAUAUGAUUUGCAUUAUAUCGAUCAUAUCUUUUAAAUAGUUUGUUAAAUAUUUUACAUAGAGUAAGUCAUUUUGUUUUAUUUUUUUUAUAAAUAGAUUUUUAAAUUUAAGUUAAGUAUUUAAAAAGUUAAAAAGAAAAAGUUAUUUCUUGACUUCAGUGAUAAUGUAAUUAUUGAAUUUAUUUAAAGACAUCAAAAAGAUAAUUUUGUACAUUAUUCAACUCAUACUUUUUAAGCAUUCG